Messenger RNA from Esox lucius (northern pike), 2435 nucleotides. RefSeq names its product nuclear factor, erythroid 2 (gene nfe2). The record is from RefSeq and is a predicted model, not a curated record. The coding region runs from base 285 to 1760 and encodes 491 amino acids. NCBI's taxonomy places the organism in Eukaryota, Metazoa, Chordata, Actinopteri, Esociformes, Esocidae. Gene Ontology annotation, cellular component: nucleus. The transcript has 4 exons. Gene Ontology annotation, biological process: regulation of transcription by RNA polymerase II. Gene Ontology annotation, molecular function: RNA polymerase II cis-regulatory region sequence-specific DNA binding; DNA-binding transcription factor activity, RNA polymerase II-specific.
GAGAAAGAGAGAGAGAGAGAGAGAGAGGGAGAGAGAGAAAGAGAGAGAGAAAGAGUGAGCAAGUGAAAGCCCAUACACUCCCUAGAAUGGUUGGUUAAAAGCGGACAAGUCUACCGCCAUCCUUACUAAAGUGAAAAUAAAGUUUUUGUGUUAUUUUAUACUUUUCAUCAACCAGCAUUAUGUUUCUAUUGGGACAAUCUGAAGAGUUGUGUGUCCCGAACACCUGUUGAAGACUCAGAGACAUGCUGCUCAGGAGGGUUCCCGGCAGCCACAGCUUGUCCUGAAUGUGUGCGGCAGCCAACAGUGUGCUCCCACUGAGGGGACCCAGCGAGGGCUUUGCGAUUCCUGGCAGGCUCUGUGGAGGGGUGUCAAUGCCCACUCAUUCCCCUGAAGUCCGGUCACAUGGACCCCCACACCCCCACGACCCAGAGAUGGACCUGGCCUGGCAGGAACUGAUGGCCAUCACUGAGCUUCAGGAGUUUGACGUCCCCCAUGACAACCCAUACGAAACCAUCCAGUACCAUCCCAUGGAGCCUUCUGUCUCUCUGGGAGGCUACGGCUUAGCUCAGCCUCACUUGGCGCCACUCCCCUGCUGCGGGGAUGCCAACCCGGCCUCCGCCUACCAGGGAUCGUACUCAGAGGUGGCACAUGCCUGCCAACGGCAGGCCGGCCACGGCACAUUGGGGCCGACACACGGGCACCACGGAAUCCAGCAGAACCCCAGGGGCCUGAACGCCCAGCAUCCGCCCCUCAUGAGCCUUCUGGAACACAUGAGUCUGACAGGCACCGGUGGCAACGGGCACAUCGGGAAAGACAACGCUGCCCUCGCCCAUUGUCUGGCUCGGCACACACCAGGGACCGGCCACGGGCAGAGCAAACACGGGCCACGCGCCGUGGACGACCUGGAGUCUGACUCUGGCCUGUCUCUGGGGUCCAGCCCGCCGCUGGCCUCGCCGGACGACGCGAUGGCCAGGGCGCCUGCUUAUCCGAGCACUGAGGCGGGUCUCAACUAUAGCGACGGGGAGAUGGAGAGUAUCGGGGAGCAGGGCAGGAAAGCAAGCCUCUAUAACACGGACUACCAGCAGCAUCCCGCACACCUCUACUCAGGACCACACCCCUACUACUGCCCCGUGACUCAGCCAGGCCAACCGCAGCCACAGCAUCACUUCCUUCCUCUUGGGCUGACGAAACAUCAACAGGGAUCGCCCGUUGCUGUGAACAACCUGCACCGAAACUGGCCAGCCAGCAGAGGGAGUGUUUCCCAGGCAUUGUACGCAAAGCCCAGGGGCAACCCUCCACCGGCCCCUCUAAGCCGGGACGAACGGCGAGCUCACGCCCUCAAAAUCCCCUUCCCCUUGGAGAAGAUCAUCAACCUACCAGUGGACGACUUCAACGAACUCCUGACCCAGUACACGCUCACAGACAACCAGCUGGCCCUGGUCAGGGACAUUCGCCGACGCGGUAAGAACAAGGUGGCAGCGCAGAACUGCAGGAAGAGGAAGCUGGAGAACAUUGUUUACCUGGAGGGGGAGGUGGGCCAGCUGCAUUCCCAGAGGGAACACCUGGCCAGGGAACGCAUGGAGUUUCAACGGAACCUGGCUAUCGUUAAACACAGUCUUACAGAGCUGUACGCAGAAGUCUUCUCUCAGCUCCGGGAUGAAAAUGGCCAUCCUUACUCUAUAGAUGAAUACUCUCUGCAGCAGACACCUGACGGAAAUGUGUUCUUGGUACCACAAAGUGACAUGUUGGAUGGGGAAUAAUUGAGACUGUGGGACAAUGUGUACUGCCAUAAUGUACAAUAAUGUGUAACAUUAAACAGCAAUAUAUGCAAUAAGGCAGCUAUCGGGGGAUGUCAGAGGGCCACCACACAGAAUUCCUUACUAAUAAAUCCCUGCAAUUCCCUUGGUGUUGCAGAUUUUGAAUACGAGGAAAUGUUGGGAUGUGCCUUUUGAUCAAAUUUUAUUCCACAUUACUUCGGCUUCUAUGCUCGGUAUAAGUGUGAUGUUCCUUGCGCUGAGUAUUUGGCUGAGAGAUUCCAAUGUAACUUUUGGUUAACGGUAUAAGAAACACUAGCUUCGCUACCAGUCUGUAGUACUUAUAUUCCCACAUUAUCUCAGGGAAACUGUGGGGUACCCCAGUUUUCCAUAGUCCUGGAGCACUGAAGAAAAUUUGACUAGUGUAACAAGUGGAAUUUAAGUAUGAUCAAUUUGCUGGGCCAGGCAGGUGGAUAACAUCUUGUAAGACCCCAGGAAGAAUACUUCCUACCCCAGCAACAAAGUGAAAAUAGCUGUUGUCACAGUAUAGCAAGAGAACAAGUAUUGCACAUGUAAUGUAAAAAAAUAUUUUAUUGAUAAAACAGGAAUGUAGUGUAAAAAAAGCCCUGCACAGCAGUCUUUGUAGUAAAAAAUGGCCCAUUGCAUCUUCUCUCCAGGGUC